Molecule: messenger RNA, 876 nt
Organism: Parastagonospora nodorum SN15
Lineage: Eukaryota; Fungi; Ascomycota; Dothideomycetes; Pleosporales; Phaeosphaeriaceae
Exons: 2
Coding region: 1-876 (291 amino acids)
Biological process (GO): barbed-end actin filament capping; actin filament depolymerization
Cellular component (GO): actin filament; cytoplasm
Molecular function (GO): actin filament binding; actin monomer binding
Source: RefSeq, a predicted model, not a curated record
AUGUCCCUCCAGGCUGUUUUGAAUGAGUUGGAUGCUAUCAUAGAUCCUCGAACACCACUAUACUUGCUCUUGCGACGAAACGAAAAGCUGGUUGCUAUCACCUUCGUUCCUUAUCUUGCGAAAGAAAGCGAACGCGCAAUCCUUCUCGAGCAUCGACAUGAUAUCGUCAAGACACUUGGGCAAGAUCACUUUUCGCAGUCCUUAAUUUGCAAAGAGGUCGGUGAAGUCACCGAUGCGAGAUCUUGGACUGAGAGAGACGAACACGACUCGUCGCCUGAAAAGACGUCUAAACAUGCGGGAGAUGUGGAUGCAUGCGAUGAUGUUGAUUGCGAAAGCUGUUCGCUCAGAGGCAUGAGCUACAGGCGCAAUAAAUGCCGCCUCUGCGAUCGCCGAAUGAAGAAUAAAAUCACACCUGAAGCACUAGACGCUCUAUCGCCGCUCAAAAGUGCUGGUGCUGUCGUCCAAAUCUCCGUCAACAUCACCACCGACACCCUCAUCCUCACCCUAUCCCAACCCGACAUCCAACCGCACUCCAUAUCCUCUCUCCUCCCCACCACUUCCCCAUCUUUUACGUUCUACCACCACCCAGAACUCUCGAUGGUGUACUUCAUCUUCCAUUCACCGGACACUGCGACUGUGCAGCAGCGCAUGAAGCACACCAUGGCCAUCCCCGGAUUGCUCGUGCAUGCUGAAGAUGCAAGUAUUCUUGUAGACCGAAAGAUUGAGAUUCACGAGCCAGAUGAGUUGGAUUUUGGUGCGGGCAAAGAUGGAAGAGUGGGGAGGUUCAGGAGCAUGUAUCGCCGCGAGGGAUUUAGUGGCACGGAACUAAUGUAUGAGGGUAUGGUGAGGGAUAAAGAGUUUUUGGAUGCGGUGUGA